AUGAGUGAACCAGCAGAAAAACACGGUUCACUUCAAGAGAACCAAACAGCUCAAAGUUCUCCUGAAAAAGGCUAUCAAAUUGGACAAAAGCAGUUGCAACAAAUUGAGCGGCAGUUAAGAUGUCUGGCAUUUCAAAAUCCUGGACCACAGGUGGCUGACUUUAAUCCUGAAACAAGACAGCAGAUAAAGAAAGCACGGAUGUCAAAGAUGAAUGAAUAUUUUUCUGUGAAAUACAAAGUCAUGAGGAAGUACGACAAGAGCGGCAAGCUGCUGUGCAACGACGCAGACCUGUGUGACUGUCUGGAGAAGAACUGUCUGGGCUGCUUCUACCCCUGCCCCAAGUGCAACUCCAACAAGUGCGGGCCCGAGUGCCGCUGCAACCGGCGCUGGGUGUACGAUGCCAUCGUCACGGAGACCGGGGACAUCAUCAGCACCCUGCCCUUCACCGUCCCAGACUAG
Sorex araneus (European shrew) is the source of this 459-nucleotide messenger RNA. RefSeq names its product ADP ribosylation factor like GTPase 14 effector protein like (gene ARL14EPL). The transcript has 3 exons. The coding region runs from base 1 to 459 and encodes 152 amino acids. The record is from RefSeq and is a predicted model, not a curated record. Lineage: Eukaryota; Metazoa; Chordata; Mammalia; Eulipotyphla; Soricidae.